UUUAAAUGAACUUUAAUUCCCUUUAAAGUGAAUCAAAAAUAGUUUCCAAGGAUACCGGCGUUAACCAGCUGAAACAGCUGACGGAAUCUCCACUAACGACAUCUACUCAACUAAUGUUUGACGAGUCAGCGAACACACGUUCGUGUUUUUCCUCCAAUAAUCGAAUGUUAAUUGGGUCAUAUUUUAAAAUUAUUUCCUGUUUUUUCAUUGUAUUGCCACUGUUGUUGGAAGUAACGUCAGAAAACCUAACAAUGUCCAAAUUAGUCGGUGUUGAUUUUGAAGUGUACGGAAGAGUACAAGGUGUCUUCUUUAGGAAGUACACUCAGAAACGUGGAGAAGAAUUGGGUCUAAAAGGUUGGUGCAUGAACACUAAUAACGGUACAGUUGUAGGACGCAUCGAAGGAGAGAAAGAUAAAGUAGAACAAAUGAAGCAUUGGCUUCAAUAUACUGGUAGCCCCCAGUCAGCGGUAGACAAAGCAGAAUUUCGGAAUGAGAAAGAAAUAUCAGCACCUUCGUUUUCCAACUUCACAAUUAAAAAAUAAAUCUUUAUAUAUCGUUACAUAUAAAGCUGUUUAAUUAAGUAUUUCAGUUUGUGGUAUUAAAUUAUUAAAUUAUUAUUUAUGUACGCAUGAAUGAAUUGAAAUAAAGUUCAUUGUGUUAUAGAAAAUCGUGUCAUGGCAUGGUA
Osmia bicornis bicornis is the source of this 685-nucleotide messenger RNA. RefSeq names its product acylphosphatase-1-like. The record is from RefSeq and is a predicted model, not a curated record. Lineage: Eukaryota; Metazoa; Arthropoda; Insecta; Hymenoptera; Megachilidae. Gene Ontology annotation, molecular function: acylphosphatase activity. Bases 114 to 542 code for a protein of 142 amino acids. The transcript is spliced from 4 exons.